This is a messenger RNA of Trichobilharzia regenti, 4077 nucleotides long. The record is from the annotation of a GenBank genome assembly. NCBI's taxonomy places the organism in Eukaryota, Metazoa, Platyhelminthes, Trematoda, Strigeidida, Schistosomatidae.
GACUUAACACGGAGCGCGUAAUUUGCUUCUCUGCCAACUUAUGAUGGAUUUUUACGAUCAUAAUUAUGAAGAAAACAAGCUCGAAUUACACUCUGACUUUCUAGUGGGAUGACAGUCACAAGUGGUUGUGUGAAACUGAAAAAAGAUGCUCAAAACCUAGUUGGAAUCAGUAUUGGAGGUGGUGCCCCAUACUGCCCAUGUCUCUAUGUUGUUCAAAUAUUUGACUCCACACCUGCCUCUGAAGACGGCAGUCUGCAAGCUGGAGAUGAGAUCACUGGUGUUAAUGGAAUGUCUGUCAAAGGCAAAACUAAAGUGGAGGCUGCUCGACUUAUCCAGAGCUUUAAAGAUGAAGUAAUAAUUAAUUAUAACAAGCUGCAUGCAGAUCCAAAACAAGGAAAAACGUUAGAUUUAAUUCUGAAGAAGGUUAAGCAUCGUAUUGUUGAAACGAUGGAAUCUAGUACAGCUGAUGCUCUAGGCUUAAGUCGAGCUAUUCUUGUCAACGAUGGUAUGGUGAAAAAGUUGGAGGAGUUAAAUAAAACAUCGAAUGCAUUUUCUGGCAUGGUUAAUCAUGCGAAAAAUCUUCUGCGUGCAAUUUAUGAGCUGUCUCGUGUGUAUGCUGUACUUGGCGAUACGUUUUCUGAAAUUGGUGUUAAAGAGCCUAUGGCAUGCACAAGUGAGGCAUUCACCCAAUUCGGUACAAUCCAUCGAAGCAUGGAACGUUUUUCAAUUGAAAUGUUAAAAAAGAUAAAACCGAUGAUUACAGACUUAAACACAUUUCUGCGCAAAGCUGUUCCUGACACUAAAUUAACAAUUAAGAAAUACUUGGACGUUAAAUUUGAAUACUUGUCAUAUUGUCUCAAAGUGAAAGAAAUGGACGACGAAGAAUACGGUUUUGCUAUGGUUCAAGAACCCUUGUAUCGCGUGGAAACUGGAAAUUAUGAAUACCGACUUGUGCUAAGGUGUCGACAGGAUGCACGUACAAGAUUCGCUAAAAUGCGUAACGAUGUCUUAGUAAAGUUAGAAUUGUUAGACAAUAAGCAUGGUCAUGCCAAUAUUGUUAAAUUCCCUACUCGACUUGAUAAAACCCUUGACCUGGUGUUCAUUAAUGAUGAGGAAAUAUAUGAAGUACGCCGACGUGCUCCUAUCAUGAACUCAGAUCAUUGUAUUAUUCGGAUAUUACCUAAGAUAUACAGCAGAUCUCACUUUAAUAUCUUCUCAAAUCUGUCCAAGAAAACACAGCAAAGGUGUUACUCACAAGAAAAUAUGCUCAAACUAAGAUGCAUGCUAAAUGACACUAACUGGGAACUUUUCAACGAACAAAAACUGGAUGAUACUAUUUCCAAUUUGACUGACUAUCUUAAAUUCUGUCUUGAUAUAUGCUGUCCAAAACAGAUAAUUUUCAAAAGAAUGGAUCGUUUCUCUUCCCCUCAUCUCAAAAAACUUCGUAGAGAAAAAGAGAAGCUGUACAAGACAAAGAAUAAAUCUGGUCUUAAGAAGAUAAACACCCAAAUUAAAUCUGAAAUCAAGAGACUAAACAACAUUUAUAAUCAAACAAUACUAUCUUGUAAAACAUCAGAAAACAUAUGGAAGCUUUUUAGAGAAAUUACUGGUUGUGGUAAGCAUAAUAAUUUUGCCUCUUCUAUUGAUGUAAAUACUCUCAAUAGAUCUUUCAUCCGCCCUCCAAAUGUCCUUUCUGCCUUCAAUUUAACUAAUAACACGACCAGUGACUUUCAUCGUUUCAAUACUUCUGAUGUUCUUAAAUGUUUGAAAUCUCUUAAACCUUCCCAGAGUCUAGGCCCUGAUGGUAUACCUGCCAUUGUUUUAAAGAAAUGUGCUGAUAUUUUAAGUAACCCACUUACAAGCAUUUUCAAUACUUCUUUUUCUAAUAAUAAUGUACCUUCUCUGUGGAAAGAUAUUAAAAUCAUCCCUGUACCCAAGUCUGGUUCUGGAGAUAGUGUUAAGUUUAGACCAAUUGCCAUUACCUCUCCUUUUUUGAAACUGAUGGAGAAAUUACUGUUACAAAAACUCAUUCCCUCCCUAAGCUUCUCAAACGAUCCAAAGCAGUUUGCUUACAAACAGGGUAGAAGUACUUUGGAUGCUGCUGCUGUGUUUCAUCACAACAUUGUAUCCUCCUUAGACAAAGGGGCCAAGUAUGUCCGUUGUACUUUCCUUGAUUACACAUCUGCUUUUGACUCUGUACCUAGAGGCCUUUUGUUAAACAAGCUUAGCCUUACACAAACUGAGUCCUGGGCUAUCAACUGGCUGCACUCUUACUUCUCCAAUAGGAUGCAGUACACGGUAUAUAAUGGUGUAGCUUCCUCUCCUUUGCUUACUGAAGCUGGUGUUCCUCAGGGUGCUGUUCUCUCGCCGUUUCUCUUUUCCUUCUUCUUACAUGACUUACCUCUCUCAGACGAAAUCAACUUCGUCAAAUAUGCAGAUGACCUGACUGUUUCGCUUCCCGUUAAGUCUCAGUCAGACUGCUUCAAAUUAAAUAGCUUCCUGUCGGACAUCAGUCAGUGGUCUAAACUAAAUGGCCUAACGCUGAAUCCCUCAAAAUGCCAGACUGUCGACUUCUCCUUUAGGCAUAAACGAGAUCUACAAACACUAGUAAGCACUCAUGAUGUCUGUAGAAUUGAGGGGACUAUAAUUGAAACAAAGUCUAAUGCAAAAUACCUCGGAUUAGUUAUAUCUUCCGACCUUACUUGGUCAUCUCAUAUCCAAAUGAUUUCCAAGAAAGUGUUUCGUCUAACCUACUACAUUAAGAAACUCAGACUAACUGGAGUCCCUCAACCUCUGCUUUCACAAUUUGUCAACUCUCGUAUCCUACCUAUUCUACUUUACUGUUCCCCGUUAGUCUUUCCUGGGUUACUGAAAAAGGAUUAUACCAUCCUGAGAAGGAUGUUGAAGGUAGUUAGUAGGACUAGCGGUGUAAAACUCAGUCAGCUCGUCACAACAUUAGUGGAUAAGCAUCUGAAUACAUGUGAGAAAUGGUCUAAAACCAUACUCUCUGACCCCCAACACCCCCUCUAUUCCCAACUCUCUCCUUGCAUCUCAUCAGGUAGAACCAGAAAUCAGUACAAAAUAAUAUAUGCUCGUACAACCAAGUAUAGGAACUCAACGAUACCAUAUUUGGCCCGUGUUCUAAGUGACAGAGACAAUGUUAAGCGCGAAACCUAUGACUUGCUUUGUUGUUAAUAACAUAAUUUUGGCCCUUGUUAUUUCCCCCUUACACUCUCUUAUUUGUACUCUAUAGUGAACAACCUUCUUAAACAUACUUAGCUGCUUAAAAUUAUUAUCAUUGGCUUACAUUUUUAUUCUUUAUUCUAUUCCUUCUUUAUACAUCUACUGGGUCCGACUAUAUUAUCACUAUGAUUAUUAAAAAUUGUCCCGUCAUUAACCAUCAUGUAACAUUAGUUUUGUGGUUGUUCUUUGUUCGGCACUAUUUAACUGACAAUCUUGUUUGUUAUUGCCACUAUCACCAUCUUAAAAAAUUUUGUAUUAUGCAUGAUUCCUCACACUACCACUACAAACAACCGCAUUAGUACUGACAAUAAAAAAAAACACAACCUGAAAUGUUUAUCUUAUGAUUGCUUAGUGUUGUUCAAUCAAAUUAACUGAUCAUCUUGGCUAUAAACAUUUUUUUAAGAACAUCUCAUAAUUUCCCGUAUGAUUAUAGCUGUUACUGUUCACCACGCAUACACAUAUCGUAGCUUCCACUAACCAAUACUGAAAUAUUUUUUCAUUAUUUGUGUUUAUCUUCCUUUUUACUUGGCAUUUUUUAUUGCAUUUUUUUUGUUAUUUCUGUGUUUCUUUUUGGUUUUUUUGUUAUUAUUGUCUUUUUUUGUUUUUUUUGUUUUUUUUUAAAUAUUUUUUUUUAUAAUACUCCUUUUAAAUGCAUGAUGAAAUUAGAUGCAAUAUUGUAGAUAUGUGCUGAAAAUUCCACACUGUACCACAAGUACUGUUUCUGGAAUAAAGCGAAAUUGUUAUUGUUAUUGUUAUUGUUAUUGUUAUUAUUGUCUUAUUCUUUUAUUUCUGCAUUUCGUUGGAUAAUAUGUUCUUAGUAGAUUCAUUGUCUGC